AUGAGCUCUGUGCCAGCGUUCCUGAGCGCGGCAGAUGUGCAGGACCACCUCCGCAGCUCCAGCCUACUCAUCCCGCCUCUGGAGGCGGCUCUGGCCAACUUCUCCAGCGGCCCCGACGGAGGGGUCAUGCAGCCGGUGCGCACCGUGGUGCCCGUGGCCAAGCACAGGGGUUUCCUGGGGGUCAUGCCCGCCUUCAGUGCAGCAGAGGACGCCCUGACCACCAAGUUGGUCACCUUCUAUGAGGGCCACAGCACCACCUCCACUGUCCCCUCCCAUCAGGCCACUGUGCUACUCUUCCAGCCGAGCGAUGGCUCCCUUCUGGCGGUCAUGGAUGGAAAUGUCAUAACUGCAAAGAGAACAGCUGCAGUGUCUGCCAUCGCCACCAAGUUUUUGAAACCCCCCAGCAGUGAAGUGUUGUGUAUCCUUGGAGCUGGCGUCCAGGCUUAUAGCCAUUAUGAGGUCUUCACAGAGCAGUUCUCCUUUAAGGAGGUGAGGAUAUGGAACCGCACCAAAGAAAAUGCAGAGAAGUUUGCGAACACAGUGCAAGGAGAGGUACGGGUCUGUUCAUCGGUUCAGGAGGCUGUGACAGGGGCAGAUGUGAUCAUCACAGUCACCAUGGCAACAGAGCCCAUUUUGUUUGGUGAAUGGGUGAAGCCCGGGGCUCACAUCAAUGCCAUCGGCGCCAGCAGACCUGACUGGAGAGAGCUGGAUGAUGAGCUCAUGACACAGGCUGUGCUGUAUGUGGAUUCCCAGGAGGCCGCCCUGAAAGAGUCUGGAGAUGUCCUCUUGUCAGGGGCCAAGAUCUUCGCUGAGCUCGGAGAAGUGGUAAAGGGAGUGAAACAAGCCCAUUGUGAGAAGACUACGGUGUUCAAGUCUUUGGGAAUGGCGGUGGAAGACAUGGUUGCAGCCAAACUUGUGUACGAUUCCUGGUCAUCUGGUAAAUAA
Messenger RNA from Mesoplodon densirostris (Blainville's beaked whale), 945 nucleotides. RefSeq names its product crystallin mu (gene CRYM). Gene Ontology annotation, biological process: thyroid hormone metabolic process. The coding region runs from base 1 to 945 and encodes 314 amino acids. The transcript is spliced from 8 exons. The record is from RefSeq and is a predicted model, not a curated record. Gene Ontology annotation, molecular function: thyroid hormone binding. NCBI's taxonomy places the organism in Eukaryota, Metazoa, Chordata, Mammalia, Artiodactyla, Ziphiidae. Gene Ontology annotation, cellular component: cytoplasm.